This is a messenger RNA of Mus musculus (house mouse), 2381 nucleotides long. It is a transcript of the gene Rab7, whose product is annotated as RAB7, member RAS oncogene family. Gene Ontology annotation, cellular component: cytoplasmic vesicle; melanosome membrane; lysosomal membrane. The coding region runs from base 429 to 1052 and encodes 207 amino acids. Gene Ontology annotation, molecular function: GTPase activity; GTP binding; G protein activity. The record is from RefSeq and is marked validated. The transcript has 8 exons. NCBI's taxonomy places the organism in Eukaryota, Metazoa, Chordata, Mammalia, Rodentia, Muridae.
GUCUCGUGACAGACACUUCCGCUCGGGGCGGCGGCGGUGGCGGAAGUGGAAGCAAGGCCGGAGCUUUGACCAUAAAGCCCAAGGCGGCGGCGUUGGCGGCGGUGUUUGGGGCCGGGCAGCUCCGAGGAGCCUGCUGGAGCCGGAAUCGGACGUCUCUGUUGCGGCCUGCGUUGUGUCUCCUCCUCCGUUGACCCUGCGGCUUUAGGACCGGGGAUUGAGCUCAGGUCAUCAGGUUUGGAGGCAAGAGCCCUUAUCUGCUGAGCCAUCUCACUGACCCCAGAGACAACGGGGUUUCUCUGUAUAGCCCUGGCUGUCCUGGAACUCACUCUGUAGACCACGCUGGCCUCGAACUCAGAAAUCCGCCUGCCUCUGCCUCCGGAGUGCUGGGAUCAAAGGCGUGCACCACCACGCCCGGCCUAUCUUCAAGGAUGACCUCUAGGAAGAAAGUGUUGCUGAAGGUCAUCAUCCUGGGGGACUCUGGUGUUGGAAAGACCUCUCUCAUGAACCAGUAUGUGAACAAGAAGUUCAGUAACCAGUACAAAGCCACAAUAGGAGCGGACUUUCUGACCAAGGAGGUGAUGGUGGACGACAGACUUGUUACCAUGCAGAUCUGGGACACAGCCGGUCAAGAACGGUUCCAGUCUCUUGGUGUGGCCUUCUACAGAGGUGCAGAUUGCUGUGUUCUGGUGUUUGAUGUGACUGCCCCCAACACUUUCAAAACCCUCGACAGCUGGAGAGACGAGUUUCUCAUCCAGGCCAGCCCCCGGGAUCCCGAGAACUUCCCUUUUGUUGUGUUGGGAAACAAGAUUGACCUGGAAAACAGACAAGUGGCCACAAAGAGGGCACAGGCUUGGUGCUACAGCAAAAACAACAUUCCUUACUUCGAGACCAGUGCCAAGGAGGCCAUCAAUGUGGAGCAGGCCUUCCAGACAAUUGCUCGGAAUGCCCUUAAACAGGAAACAGAAGUGGAACUGUACAAUGAAUUCCCUGAACCCAUCAAACUGGACAAGAAUGACCGGGCCAAGGCCUCCGCAGAAAGCUGCAGUUGUUGAAGGGGCAGUGAGCACAGAGUCCUUCACAGACCAAGAACACACACGUAGGCCUUCAAUAUGCGUCCCUCCUCCUCCAAACAGACCAGAACGUGAGCUCUCACAUCCAGCUGCCAAAAGAAACUCCACCGAACAGUUACCCAACACACACACAUACACAAAACACACUCGUGCACACAAAAACACAUACACACAACACACACACAGCAAGCAAACUCCAGCCUGUGCCUGUCAGGGCUCCUGGGGCAGCUGCCCGCCUCGUGGGCCCUGUGUAUGGCAGGCAUAUGGCAGAGACCCUGGGUGCUCUGGGGUGCAGUGGGCAUGGAAAGCUUACUCUUUUUGUCCACUGGAGAGUGAGAGAACUGUUCACAGUUCAUCUGUGUCUAAUUAUCUGAUUUUUUUUUUAACGGUCUUGUGGUCUUUUACCCCUCCCUCCUUGAAGGUCCUGUGGGAAGGCUGGUGCCCAGGCUCCGUUCUGAGCAGGCUGUUUUGUAUGUAUCUGUUAAUGCUUGUUACUUUUAACUAAUCAGAUCUUUUUACAGUAUCCAUUUAUUAUGUAAUGCUUCUUAGAAAAGAAUCUUAUAGUACAUGUUAAUAUAUGCAACCAAUUAAAAUGUAUAAAUUAGUGUAAGGAAUUCCUGGAUUGUGUGUUUAAGUCCUCUAACGCAGGCGUGCAAGGUGGAGGGUUGAACCCUGUCUGGAUUACAGAGUGUUAGAGACUCAAGUUUGGAAGUCCAGCUAGCGGCAGUAUUCUGUACAGUAGACACAAGAAUUAUGUACGCCUUUUAUCACAGACUUAAGAGCCAAAAAGCUUUUCAUCUCUCUGAAGGGAAAACUGAACUAGACAGUUCCCUUCUGUGUCUAAAUUUUCCAAAAGGUUGAUUUGCUUAAUAUAGUAGUGUAUACAAUGGAUAAAUUGCUGUUACUUCAAGAAUUAAAAUUCUCAUUUUCUCCCUUUCUGUUUUUUUUCCUUAUAUUCAACACUUUAUGAUGCCCUUUUGUCACUAUCCUACUCAAAGAGGAAAGGAGAACCCACCAGACCUGUCCCAGUGACUCUACCUUUGUUCUAGAAGGCGCUCCUUUCAGGGUUGUGGUACCUGUAGGUUAGCAGACCCUCCUCCUUUCCCACCCACCCAAGUGUGGCCCAGCACUAACCCACCGUCUCUUGGGUUGAGCCCUGGCAGUUCUGUCCCUUCCCGAGGUCCUGCCCUGCAUCAUGGCUUGCUUCCUGGAGCACUUCCCCUUCAGAGGUCUACAUUCUAGGGUGUAGGCUGAGUUCUUCUGUAAAGAGACGAACGUGAUGCCAAUAAAAUUUAACAAGAACAAAGAACA